Molecule: messenger RNA, 900 nt
Organism: Microthlaspi erraticum
Lineage: Eukaryota; Viridiplantae; Streptophyta; Magnoliopsida; Brassicales; Brassicaceae
Source: the annotation of a GenBank genome assembly
AUGGCUGCCUCAAUCUCGAGAAGUAUUAUUCGCUCUUUUGGAUCCUUGACCGCUUUAGGACGCAACAUUUCACCAAAUUUCGCUGCAAAUGGUUUAUCUUCUCUUUCUAGUGAUCUAAAGUGUGGAAUGGCUUUGCUUUCCAACCGGAAGCUCUCCACUUCUAUUUUGACUCCAGACUCAAGUGGCGAUGCAUUUCCUUAUGACUUGCUUACCAAAAAGACUCUGAUUUCACCAGAACGAACCCUAGGACAAUAUCAAGACUUGGUUAUUCCGGUGACAAAUUUCCAGAACGAAGACAAGGGUUUCAUGGUGUUAGCAGGUGAUGUCUUUGAUGUUCCAAUAAGGAAAGAUAUUAUCCACAAUGUCGUGAGAUGGCAGCUUGCGAAACGCCAGCAGGGAACUCAUUCGACCAAAACACUAAGUGAGGUUAGUGGAACUGGUAGAAAGCCAUGGAACCAGAAGGGUACAGGUCGAGCUCGGCACGGUACACUGCGUGGCCCUCAGUUCCGAGGAGGAUGUGUAAUGCAUGGGCCCAAACCGAGAAGCCAUGCCAUAAAGAUGAACAAGCAGGUUCGACGGCUUGGGCUCAAGAUAGCACUGACAGCUCGAGCCGCAGAAGGAAAACUCCUGGUGUUCGAUGAUUUGUCAUUGCCAACGCAUAAAACGAAGAACAUCGUGAAUUAUUACAAUCAAAUGGACAACACAAAGAAAGUACUCAUCGUGGAAGGCGGUCCUAUCGAUGAAAAGCUCAAGUUAGCCACCCAAAAUCUCCACUAUGUCAACAUAAUUCCAUCAAUAGGGCUUAACGUUUACAGCAUUCUGCUCCACGACACGCUUGUCAUGUCCCGUGAUGCUUUGAAUAGGAUCGUUGAGCGUAUGCACACUCCUAUUAACCGCUAG